Canis lupus familiaris (dog) is the source of this 8492-nucleotide messenger RNA. It is a transcript of the gene ARMCX4, whose product is annotated as armadillo repeat containing X-linked 4. The record is from RefSeq and is a predicted model, not a curated record. The transcript is spliced from 6 exons. NCBI's taxonomy places the organism in Eukaryota, Metazoa, Chordata, Mammalia, Carnivora, Canidae. The coding region runs from base 650 to 8149 and encodes 2499 amino acids.
CGUUGGUGACGCGGGGCGCUCACGUGACGUGGAGCUGCAGAGCGACGCAGCCUUCGGUGCAGUCGUCACUCCCGUCUGGGUACCUGCUCCCCGGUGUCCUGCGCCCCGCGGGCUGGCGUCAGGCCCGAGGAAAGCGGAGCAGUAGUUCCGUGUGGCACUGUUUGGCGAGGCAAGGGAAGAAGGAGAGAAGAAAACUGCACGGGAUCUGUGGAGGUCUUCUCGUAGGCCUACAGUAGGGCUGUUUACCACUGGAAGCCAGGGAAAGGGGAAGACUGGCUUGGAACCAUGAAGGUUGGUUUGAAGGUGGGCAGCACUUGAGGAUAACAAGAGGAUCUGCCUGCAGGUCUGCUGUAGGGCUUGAGAUUACUGGAAGCAAAGAAACAAGGACGAAAUUGCCCCUGAUCAGUAUAGACUGGUCCACAGAUCUCAUGAGUUAAUAAGAUCUACUUUAGGGUAUAUCACCAAUCAAGAGAAAGAAAGAGGAGGGAACUGCCUUGAUCAUUACAGGUCCACCUCCAGUGGCAGCUGUAGUGGCCUUUAAGUGGCUGAAGACCAGCGCCCUCAGAGGCCUACACCCAGACCUACACCCUCUUUCCCCAUCCUGACUGAGCCCUCAUACCUUGUUUGUGCCUUCAGUAGGGGUGAUUACAUGGGUCGCAUUCAGGAAGUGGGCUGGGUGACUGCAGGACUGGUUUUCUGGGCUGGCACCUGCUACUACAUUUACAGAUUAACCAAAGGAAGAGCCCAGAGUGUGAGGAGACUUGGCAGAAAUGGGUCCAGAGUCAAGAUGGAGGCUGUGGCUGGGGUGCAGAACCAGACCUUGGCCACGAGUGAAGCCAUGGUUGGGAUGAAGACUGAGACUAGCCCCAAGGCCAAGACUGGAGCAAAAACUGAAGCAGGAGGUAGGGCUGGGGCUGAAGUAGAGAUUACCACCACUGUUAAAGCCAGACCCAAAGCCAUCUCUCAGGCCAAGACAAUGGCUGAGGCAGAGGCAGAGACCCAAUCUGAGGCCAAAGCAGUGGUCAGAACAGUGGACAUGACAGAGGCAAUGGCUCUGGCUGAGGACCAGGUCAAAGCCGGGGAUGUGGCUAUGAAAGAGGCCGUAACCCAAACUGACUCUGAGGCUGGGAGAGUAGUCAAGAAAGAGGCUGUGACCCAGACCAAGGAUAAAGCUUGGGCACCAGUUGCCAGGGCAGAGACCAAGAAAGAAGUAAAGACCCAGACCAAAGUGGAGGCUUGUAUACUGGCUGAAAAAGAGACGAACAGAGUAAUGGUGACACAGAGUGAGGCCUUAGGAUUGAUCAGGGAAGUAGCCAAGAUGGGUGCCAUAAAUAAGACUGGAAUUGUGGCUGAGACCAAGGAAAGAGCCCUGGCAGGGACUGUGAGUGUGGUCAAGUCUCAGUCUGAAGCCAGGCCUGAUAACAUAGUUGAUGCUAAAGGAAAUCCUAAUACCGUGUCCAGGGCAGAAGUUGGAGUGGACAUGAGGUCCUGUGCACCAUCUCAGGCUGUGACCAAGAUCCAAGUCACCAACAUGCUUGGUUCUGGGGUUGAGGUCAAGGGGAAUCACAAAACCGGGUCUUGGGCAGAGUCUAGGGCAGACACAAGGGUUUCAGUCCAGCCUCAGAUUAUAGCUAAGACUGAGGCUGAGGCUAUGCUUGGGGCAAAGGUUGAUUCUGGGUGUAAUACUAAUGCCAUGUGUAAGGCAGGGGCAGGAGCAGAUAUGAGAAUUUCUACACAACCUCAGACUGUGGCCAAGAAACAGGCUGAGGCAGUGUUUGGUGCCAGGGUUGAUGACAAGGGGAAUACCAAUGUCACAUCUAAGGCAAUGACUGGGGCUAACAUGAGGGCUACUGCUCAAACUCAAGCUAUAGCCAGUGCUCAGGCUAAGGCUAUGCCUGAUGCCAGGGUUAAAGGUAGAGGCAAUUGCAAUGCUAUGUCGAUAACAGGGGCCAGGGCAAACUUGAAGGCCAAUUCCCAGGCUGAGGCCUUGCCUGAUGCCAGGAUUAAGACCAGAGACAAUGCCAAUGCCAUGUCUAAGAUGGGGGCUGGGACAGAUGUUGAGCUCUGUACACAGCCUCAGACUCUGGCCACCGUCCAAGUUGAUGCAUUACCUGAUGGCGGGAUUAAGGCUAAAGGUAGUGCCAAUACCAUGUCUAAGGAAGGGCCUGGAACAGACACAAAGGCACAGUCUCAGGCUGCCACCAAGAGCCAGGUUGAGACCUUACCUGGUACUAGAGGUAAGGCUAGGAGAAAAGCCAAAAGCAAGUGUAAAGCAGGAGUUGGGAUAGAAAUGAAAAUGUGUGUGCAACCUCAGGUUGGGACCAAGACCCAAGAUGAUGCUUUACCUGAUUCCAGGGUUGAUGGCAAGAGUGAUCCUAGUGCCAUUUCUAGGUCAGGGGCUAAGGCAGAACCAAAGACCUGUGGUCAGCCUCAGACUAUGGCCAAUUCCCAGGGUGAGGCCUUGCCUGGUGUCAAGAAUAAGGUCAGGAGCAAUCCUAAUGCUAUGUCUAAGUCAGGAACUGGGCCAGAUGCAAUGGGCUCUGCCCAGCUCCAUGCUGUGACCAAUUUCCAGGUUGAAGCCUCACCUAAUACUAAGAAAAAUGUCAGGGGCAGUCCCAAUGCUAUGUCUAAGAUAGGGACUGGGCCAGAUUCAGUAUGUUCUGCCCAGCCUAAAACCGAUACAACAGGCUUUGCUCAGCCCCAGACUGAGGCCAGUUUCCAGGAUGAAGCCUUGUCGGGUACUAAGAAUAAGGUCAAGGACAAUUCUAGUGUUUUGUCAAAGACAGGGGUUGGGCCAGAUACAGUGGGCUCUGUCCAGCUCCAGGUUAUGGCCAAUGUCCAGGGUGAAGUCUUAUCUGAUACUAAGAAUAAGGUCAAGGACAAUCCCAAUGCUGUGUCUAAGGCAGGGACUGGGCCAGAUGCUAUGUAUUCUGUCCAGAGUGAAACAGAUACAACAAGCUCUGCUCAGCCCCAGGCUGUGGCCAAUUCCCAAGGUGAAGCCUUGCCUGGUACUAAGAAGAAGGUCAGGGGCAAGUCCAAUGCUGUGUCUAAGGCAGGGGCUGGGCCAGGUACAGUGAACUCUGCCCAGCUCCAGGCUGUGGCAAAUUCCCAGGGUGAAGUUGUGUCUGGUACUAAGAAUAAGGCCAGGGGCAAUCCCAGUGCUGUGUCUAAGGCAGAGGCCAGGGCAGAUUCAAUGGGCUCUGCCCAGCCUCAAACAGAUACAACAGACUCUGCCCAGUCCCUGGCCGUGGCCAAUUCCCAGGGUAAAGCCUUGCCUAGAAUCAAGAAUAAGGUUAAGGGCAGGUCCAAUGCUGUAUCUAAGACAGGGGAUAGGCCAGAUACAGUGGGUUCUGCCCAGCUCCAGGCUGUGGCCAAUUCCCAGGGUGAGGCCUUGCCUGGUAUGAAGAAUAAGGUCAGCAGCAAUUCCAAUGCUGUGUCUACAGUAGAGGCCAGGACAGAUACAAUAAGCUUUGCCCAGCUUCAGGUUGAGUCUAAUUCCCAGGGUGAAGCCUUGCCUGGUACCAAGAGUAAGGUCCGAUGCAAUCUUAGUACUGUGUCUAAAGCAGAUACUGGGCCAGAUACAGUGGGCUCUGCCCAGCCACACACUGUGACCAAUUGCCAGGGUGAAGCCUUGUCUGGUAUUAAGAGUAAGGUCAGGGGUAAUUCCAAUGUCAUAUCUAAGGCAGAGGCCAGGGGAGAUAUAACAGGCUCUGCCUGUCCCAAGGCUUUGGCCACUUUCCAGGGUGAAGUUUUGUCUUGUACUAAGAAUGUCAGGGGCAAUCCCAGUACUGUGUCAAAGGCAGAGAUUCGGACAGAUACAAUGGGCUCUGCCCAGCCUCAAACAGAUACAACAGGCUCUGUGCAACCCCUGGCUGUGGCUAAUUCCCAGCAUGAAGUCCUAGCUGAUACUAAGAGCAAGGUCAAGGGCAACCCCAGCGAUGUGUCUAAAGCAGGGAUUGGGCCAGAUACAGUGGACUCUGCCCAGCCCCAGGCUGUGGCCAAUUCCCAGGGUGAAGCCUUGCCUGGUGUCAAGAAUAAGGUCAGAGGCAAUUCCAAUGCUAUGUCUAAGGUAGAGGCCAGAGCAAAUACAACAAGCUUUGCCCAGGCUCAGGCUGUGUCUGAUUCUCAAGGUGAAACCUUGCCUGGUGCCAGGAAUAAGGUCCAGGGUAAUGCCAGUGCUGUGUCUAAGGCAGGCACUGGGCCAGAUAUAAUGUGUUCCACUCAGCCUCAAACAGAUAUAACAGGCACUGCCCAACCCCAAGCCAUGUCUAAUUCCCAAGGUGAAGUCUUGCUUGGUGCCAGAAAUAAGGUCAGGGACAAUCUCAAUGCAGUAUUUAAGGUGGGGGCUGGGCAAGAUAUAGUAGGCUCUUUUUCACCCCAGGCUGUGGCCGUUUCUCAGAGUGAGGCCCUCCUUGGUGCCAGAAGUAAGAUUAGGGGAAAUGCCAAUGCUGAGUCUAAGGUAGAGGCUGGGGCACAUAUGACAGCCUCUGGCCAGCCUCAAUCUGUGGCCCAUUCCCAGAGUAAGAUCAUGUCUGAGAAAAAGGACAAGGCUGUCCCCAAGUCUGAAGCAGAAGCCACAGGAGAUGAGGCCUAUGCAAAGCCCAAGGCUGAGACCAUGGCCACUCCUGAGAGUGGGGGUGGGACAGGCACUCAGGCCUGCAGAAAGACUCGGCCUAGGGUUCAUGACUAUUACUGGAGUGAGAUUGGUAUUGAGGAUUGGAUUGCUUCUGAGCGAUGGAUCAAAUUUAGGUUUCAGGCCAGGGAUGGAUAUUGGGAGAAUAGCAUGUCCUGGGCUGAUGAUGAGAAUGAAGCCAGUAUUGAGUCCUGGAGUGGGGCUGGUGAUAAGUCUGAUAUGAGGUCCUGGGCUGGGGCUAAGGCUGUGAAUGAAGUUGGUUUUCCAUCCUGGGCUGCAGCUGGGAACCAGGCCUGUGGGGGGCUUUUGUUUGGGAGUCAGGCCACUGAAGAGUCCUGGGAUAGGAGCAAGGCCAGUGGGGGUUCUUUGUUAGAGGCUGAGGACAUGGCCAUUGGAGGGUCUUGGGCUAGCACUGGGAACGAGACUAUUGGGGAGCCCUGGGCUGGAGGUCAGGCCAGUGGGGUGUCAUGGACUGGGGAACAUACCAUUGGAGGGUCCUGGACUGGAGUUGAGGAACAGGCCAGUGUAAGGUCUCAGGAUGGGGCUGGAAUUCAGGCUAAUGGAGGGUCCUGGGCUGAAGCUAGAGCUGGGAGUGUGGCUAGUAUUGGGUACUGGCCUGGAGAUAUGGACCAGGCUAGUGCAGGGUACUGGGUUGGGACUGGUGAUCUGUAUGGUGAAUCCAAGCCUAGAUUUGAGGAUCAGGCCAGUGAAAAUGUGUCCUGGGCUGGGGCUGAUGGCCAGUCCAGAGGAGGGUCUAGGCUGGGGCCUGAGGACCAGUCUGGUAAAAAGUCCUGGUCUGACACUGCAGACCAAGUCACUGGAGGUUCCAGGCUGGGGCCUGUGGACCAGUCUGGUGUUGGGUCCUGGGCUAGGGCUGGGGAACAGGCCAGUGGAGGAGUCUGGGUUGGGACUAUGGAACAGUCCAGUAGGGGGUCCUGGGCUGGGACUGGCGAUCAGUCUGGUGGUGAGUCCAAGCCUAGAUUUGAGGAUCUGGCAAAUGUAGAAGCAUCUUUGGCUAGGGCUGGUGGCCAGGCUGGUGGAGGGCCUAUGUUGGGGCCUGAGGACCAGUCCAGUGGAAGAUCCUGGGCUGACUCUAGGGACCAAGCCAAUGGAGGGAUCUGGGCUGUACCUGGGGAUCAGGCUGAUGGUGGGACAAAGCCUAGAUUUGAAGAGCAGGCAAGUGGAAGAGGGUCUUGGACUGAUAAUGAGGGACAGGCUGGUGGAGGGCCUAAGCUAGGUCCCAAGGACCAGUCCAUUGGAGAUUCCCAUCCUGGCAAUAGGGACCAGGCCAGUGAAGAAUGUAGGCUAGGGCCUGAGGAUCAGUCCAAUGGAUGGUUCUGUGCUUGCAGUGAGAGUCAGGCCAAUGCAAGAGGAUCUGGUGGCCAGGCUGUUGGAGGAUCUAGACUAGGGCACAUGAACCCAUCUGGUGGUGGGUCCUGGGCUGAUAGUGGGAGUCAGGUCAGUGGAAGUUCUUGGGCUGGGGCUGGAGAUCAGGCUAGUAGCUGUCCCAAACCUGGAAUUGAGGAUCAAGCCGGUGGUGGAGAGUUCUGGUCUGGUGCUGAGGACCAGGCUGUUGGAGGGUCUAAUCCAGGGCCUGCAAACCAGUCUAGUGGUGGGUCCUGGUCUGGCACUGGGAGUCAGGCCAGUGGAAGGUCCUGGGCUAGGGCUGGGGAUCAGGCUGAUAGCUGUUCCAAAUCUGGAUUUCAAGACGCAGCCAGUGGAGAAGGCUCCCAGGCUGGCACUGGGGGUCAGGCUAGUGGAAAAACUUGGGCUGGGUCUAAGACUGGUAACGAGGCCAGUAGAGGGUCUAGGCUGGGGCCUGAGAACCAGGCAAGUGGAGGGCCCUGGGCUAGGACUGGUGACCACCAGGCCAGUGUAAGACCCCAGAUCAGUGCUGACAUGGAGGUCAAUGAAAGAUCCUGGUUUGGAACUGGGAGUGAGACUAGUACAGAGUCCUGGUUCAGGAGAGGGGAAGAGGCUGGGAUUGUGUCCAAACCUGGAGGUAAAAAUGAGCCCAGUAUUGAAUCCAGAUCAGGGACUGAAGAAAAGGCCAUCAUUAGUUCCAGAUUUGGGGCUGAGAAUAAGGUCAAUAUUGGGUCCUGGAUCAGAUCUGAAGAGGCGGCCUGUAUGGAUUCCUGUGUGGGGGCUGGGGCUGAGGCUGGGGCUGGGACAGAGGUCAGGAAGGAGUCUUGGCUCUGGGAUGGAGAUGCAGCCACUACAGGGUCUAGGCUUGGGGCUGAGGAAGAGCCUUGCAUAGGGUCCUGGACUGUGGAUGAGGAUGUAGAUGAGGAUGAGCUAAGUAGAGCAUCCAGCCCUGAUAUUGAGGAAAUCAGUUUAAGGUCCUUGUUUUGGGCUGAGAGUGAGAAGAGUAAUGAGUACAGAUCCAAGAGGGAGAGGAAUGUCAGUUUUGAGUGUGGAGCUGGAGAUAAGGUCAGCACCAAGAAUAAGCUUGAGGCACCAACUACUGGUGGAGUUGAUGAAAGGUCUUGGUUCUGGAAUGGUAAUGAAAAUAGAAGUGAGGGCAAAUCUGCACCUAAGACUAAAGCCAAAAAGUCAGCCGAGUCAAGAGGCACAUACCCAUCCAUGGUCCCUGGGGCGGGAAUGGGGUCAUGGGCAGGAGCCAUGAUCUGGACAGAAAUGAAAUUUCCACACCCAGGUGAGCCCUGCUUCCCACCUGAAGAUGAGCUCAGAAAGCAGAUGAGGUGUGAGGAGAAAACUCAGCCCUGUACCUGUCGCUGUAAACGUGAAGCUAAUAUGGAUCCACGAGAGCUUGAAAAACUCAUUUGCAUGAUUGAGAUGACUGAAGAUCCUUCUAUUCAUGAAAUAGCCAAUAAUGCACUUUAUAACAGUCCCGAAUAUCCAUUUUCCCAUGAAGUUAUUCGUAAUGCAGGUAGAAUCUCAAUUAUUGAAAGCUUGCUCAAUAAUCCCUAUCCCAGUGUUAGGCAGAAGGCUUUAAAUGCACUGAAUAACAUCUCAGUGGCUGCAGAAAAUCAUAGGAAGGUAAAGACAUACUUAAACCAAGUAUGUGAAGACACGGUCACCUAUCCCUUGAAUUCAAAUGUACAGCUAGCUGGACUAAGACUGAUAAAACAUUUGACUAUUAUUAGUGAGUAUCAGCAUAUGGUUACAAAUUAUAUUUCAGAAUUUCUUCGUUUGUUAACUGUGGGAAGUGGAGAAACUAAAGACCAUAUUUUGGGAAUGCUUUUGAAUUUCUCUAAAAAUCCAUCCAUGACAAAAGAUUUGCUCAUUGCCAAUGCACCCACAUCACUGAUUAAUAUCUUUAACAAGAAAGAGACAAAAGAGAAUAUUCUUAAUGCUCUUUCACUAUUUGAAAAUAUAAAUUACCACUUUAAAAGAAGAGCAAAAGUAUUUACCCAGGACAAGUUCAGUAAAAAUUCCCUUUAUUUCAUAUUCCAAAGACCUAAAGCAUGUGCCAAGAAACUUCGAGUCCUAGCAGCAGAAUACAGUGACCCUGAGGUGAAAGAAAGAGUUGAGCUAUUAUUAAGUAAACUCUGAUUAGUUGUAUGUUCCCAAACAGAUCUGAGUAAUAUUUCAGUUUUCCAGUCUGGAAGUAAUGCACAUCCUAAAUUGCAUUAUAACUUCGAAACUGAUGUUACUUGUGAUGGUCUAUAGCUGGAUCACUUUAUGAACAACAAACUAAUUCAAACUUGUUCUGAAAAUACAUGUGCUGAUUAUUACCUUGUCUGAAAUGAGAUAUUUUUAGUAUGCUUCAUGAGCAGAAACUGACCUGAUUCUUCAUAAGUAAGGUAAUUUUUGGUCCUUUGUGUGGACUUAUGUUUAUACAUUUGAGACUAUUUUUAUGUUACAAAUAAAAUUGUGUGUUUGAAACAGAAAAAAA